AUGGCAGAUACACUAGAAAUCACAGAUUCACCAAUAUCACGCGAUGACCAGCCCCCCCAGAGCCAAGUCCAAGACUACAUCGACAGCACGUUAACAGCAGUCCUCGCAGAACUCGAUUCCCCAGACGGCAACCCAGCCAUAACCCUGAAACAAAGAUACAAAAAAGGCGCUUUUUUUAUCAAUUCCGACAAUGGUGCCCUUGAGACCAGCGAUAUAGAGACACAAGUAAGCUAUACUUGGCCUGGCAAGGACAGACAUGAAGCGUGGAAGUUUACGGUCGUUAUUCGAAUCCUCGAGGCUAUCGCACAGGCUAUCGAGAGUGGGUUGGUGGUUUCCAAGAGAGACAUUUAUUACAACGACCCCGCCUGCUUUGGCUCACAGAGAGUGGUUGAUAUGGUAGUCGAUGAUAUUGCCCAUACCAUUGGUGUGGAUCGAGCGGCAUUGAACGUGGAGGCAGCCGCGAAAGGACUAGUUGCAGGUUAUUAUCGUUUGACCACUUCAUCGGAAAAAUUUCUAGAUGCUCGGUUCGCGACGAAUGACGUGCUCAUACCAAGAGCUGAAGACAUCAAAGAGAUCGACAUGUCCGAUGUUAAAUGGGUCUUGAUACUGGAAAAGGAGGCCGUCUAUCGCAGACUCGCAAGGAGCGGCUAUCACGCGAGAGCUGCAGCAGGAAAAGGGAUACUCGUCACAGGUAAAGGAUAUCCAGAUCUCAGCACACGAGCUUUUGUCCGCCGCCUGCUCGAUAGCAGCUCCCGUGGUCCCGACACUCGCUUCUACGCCCUGGUUGACAGCGACCCCGACGGCAUGGCCAUAUUGUCAACCUACAAAUUCGGAUCCAGGGCACAUGCACGCGAGAACAACAAGCUCAACACCCCUGAGUUGCAACGACUUGGCCUCUGUACGUCCGACAUCGUAUCUGGGGCAGAUUCGUUGGGAGACGAUGCCUUCAUUUCCUUGACCCCGCGAGAUAGGAGGAAGGCUGUCGCCAUGUUGAAGAAUAGCCCGGUUUGGGCAGUUGACGGACCUGAGCCAGAAUGGCGUGCGGAGCUGCAGCAGAUGCUCAUGCUGAAUUUAAAGGCUGAGACAGAAAUCCUUUACCAGCGAGAGGGUGGAUUAGAAGGAUGGAUUGAUCGGAAGAUGGCAGCUUAUGUCCGGGAUAGAUAG
This is a messenger RNA of Aspergillus ruber CBS 135680, 1164 nucleotides long. Its product is annotated as putative meiosis-specific topoisomerase Spo11. The transcript is spliced from 7 exons. The record is from RefSeq and is a predicted model, not a curated record. Gene Ontology annotation, cellular component: nuclear chromosome. Lineage: Eukaryota; Fungi; Ascomycota; Eurotiomycetes; Eurotiales; Aspergillaceae. Gene Ontology annotation, molecular function: DNA topoisomerase type II (double strand cut, ATP-hydrolyzing) activity; ATP binding; DNA binding. The coding region runs from base 1 to 1164 and encodes 387 amino acids. Gene Ontology annotation, biological process: meiotic DNA double-strand break processing; reciprocal meiotic recombination; meiotic DNA double-strand break formation.